AUGGGAGAUCAAGGAUCAGCUGGCGGAGGCGGGGCACCCUCAAUGCAACCGCUCGUGGCCGUGGCCGUGGCCGUGGUGCAACUGGCCCCGCCACGCGGGGCACGGCCCCCAAGCUCCGUGGUGCUAAGAAAUUUGCGCCUAAAAUCCCCACGUCCGGUGCAGCCUCAGGUAACGGAGGUGCCGCAGCAAGUGCAAAUGAUAGCAAACAUUCCGAUAACAAAAAGGCAGCCCGAGGCGGUCGCGGCACAGCUGAUCGUGGCCGAGGCCGUGGUGGCCGUGGCCGUGGUGCCAACCGCUUCACCAACCAGGACGAUGGUAUCUUCUCAAAAGGUUUUGCGACGCGGACUGGAGCAGGAGGAUGGCGGUGACUACGAGUCGGACAGUGACAUUGAUGAGGAUGCUCCGGCGUAUGGCGGCUCGUGGCUCAAUGAGACCACAGCGGAACAGCGCCCGACGUUCCUUCCCAUGCAUGACAAAAAGCUGCAAAAACAAGUCUUGCCCCCUGGGAUUGUGCCCGAUGACGAUGAAGACACGGUUGCGGCAGAUCCUGCAGGUAGUGCACCGCAACAUCCGUGCUUUGGCUUCGUGCCGCGUGCUUUGGCUUCGUGCCGCGUGUUCUCACGGUCAAGUUGCGCCUCCCAGGACGAAGAGUCUCGUCUUCUCUUUCUUCAGUUUCCUGAUAUGCUGCCCGGGCUCAUGAUCAACGGUCAACUCGGCACUUUGCCAGAGGAUGUCGAGCCCACGGGUGCUGAGCGAUGUGCCAAUUUGCGAGACCUGCCAGCCGGAAUCAUUGGGCGCCUGCGCAUUCGUCGUUCUGGCAAAAUGGAACUGGUGAUGGGCAAUGUGACCUUUGAGGUUCAUGAAGGCACACGGGCCAGCCAUCUUCAAGAACUGAUGAUGAUUGACCACGACGGUGGGCAGCCAACUGCCUACAACCUAGGCCAGGUGGAUCGCAAGUUUAUCGUGGCGCCAGACGUGAGCACGGCCUUUCAGCGCAGCGUUUGCAGUGCGCUACGCUCUGCGCCAUGCCCGUACAGGAUAGCGACACCGCGAGCGCUGGGAAGCAGUGCGGCCGAUUCACAUCGACUUCGACUCAUCACGUUCAACGUGCUGGCUCCCUGUCACAAGCGGGUGGGCCAGGGUUUGCGAGAAAGUGCCUUUGCCUCCGUAUCGAUACAGCGACAAUCGGACAUUCUUUCCUUCCUGUGCAACCGCUAUCAGCCCACCGCCCUCUGCUUGCAGGAGUUUUGGUUUGACUCCAGCAUGCACGAUCUCUAUCGAGAGCAGCUUGGGCAAAAGUUUCACCGGUUCAUGCUCAAGCGCCCAGGCCGUAUUCACGACGGCUUGCUCAUGGCCCUCGAGGCACCGCGGCUCCAAGUUAUCAGCCAAAGACGGAUCGUGCACGACUACGCCUAUCGUGUAACCUUGAUGCUGCACCUUCGCUUCCGCCCACACACGAACCCGGACACAUCAGACUACAUUGACUUUAUCCUCUGCAACACCCACCUCACCUAUCCAGCGCGCACAGAGGAUCACGACCUCCGCCUCCGCCAUACCCGACACCUCUUGACGGAGCUCGAUGCUUUCGAGCGGGAGUGCGGUCUGCGCCGCUCCCUGGUCGUUGGUGAUUUCAACGGUAAUCUCAGCUCGGCCUCGUGCCGCGCUAUGCUCGAGUACGUUUCCCUGCGCUCCUAUCUACGCGUCAUGAUGAGCUGUCUCGCUUUAUCCGUGAGAGGAUUGCCGGUUGUUGAUUCAUGCGUGGCCUCUCUUCCAAUACAGCCACGGGUUUGUUUCCUGCUAUGGUAA
Messenger RNA from Monosiga brevicollis MX1, 1806 nucleotides. RefSeq lists its product as uncharacterized. The transcript has 14 exons. Bases 1 to 1806 code for a protein of 601 amino acids. Gene Ontology annotation, molecular function: DNA binding. Lineage: Eukaryota; Choanoflagellata; Craspedida; Salpingoecidae. Gene Ontology annotation, biological process: transcription by RNA polymerase III. Gene Ontology annotation, cellular component: RNA polymerase III complex. The record is from RefSeq and is a predicted model, not a curated record.